AUGGUCAAAAGAGGUGACAAAGAUAUCUUUCUGGCAUCCGAAUCGGACACGGAGCUGCCUGUUUACUCACCGAUUGAGAUUCAAUUACCAGCCUCCACGUGCAACGUCAUCGUCCUUCCCAAGUUUUCACCGCCCAGACACGAGAAAGUCGCUUUGCCCAAGUGCAAGUGCACGGCCACACCCAAGUCCUCACCUAGUGCAUCCCCGUCACGAUUGCCUGAUGCCCGGAAUCAAAGUUCCUCCACGAGAUUGCCUAGAAGUCCGACCGAUCUUUCCUCCAGGCGUUCUUCCGGACAAGGCCCCUCCAAAAACCGUUCGUCUCGAGAACCUUCACCACGCGGUCGUUCGCCUAAAGAUAGUUCGCCCAAAGAUCGUUCGCCUAUAGAUCGUUCGCCUACAGAUCGUUCCUCUAAAGGUCGUUCCUCUAAAGGUCGUUCCUCUAAAGGUCGUUCGCCUAAAGAUCGUUCACCUAAAGAUUAUUCGCCUAACGAACGCUCGUCUCGAGAUCGUUCGCCUCGUCAUUCGCCCCUACAAACAUCCGCUCCCUCACCGCCUAAAGUAUCUGGUGGAGGAUCCCCUAGGGCAUCUGGUGGAAUACCCAAGGCACCCCGUGGAGGGUCGCCGAAAGUAUCUGGUGGAGGUUGGCCUAGAGUAUCUCGGAGAGGUUCGCCUAAACCCAAUCCCGAAGGUUCACGUGACGCGCUAGCCUCACAAGCGGCAACACAAAUAUGGGCCGGGAUUGCGAGCAGUCGCCGGCCGAAGACCCCGGUCAGCGACGCCUCGGCGGCUCCACCCAGAAGCCCAGCCCAUAGCCCCCCAAAAGUUGAACCCAAAGCCCCACCUAAAAUCCGGUCUAAAAGUCCCCCAAGACGUCCUCCAACCCCCCCUCCGAAUGACCUCCCAUCGAUCAGAGGACCCCGUGGACACAGACGGCCGAAUUUGCAGAAAAUCUUUCAUCAAAUUAGUAAGGACGGCUUUCAAAGUCAAUGUCAAAAUCCGAGGGACCCUGCUUCCCGAUUUUAUCCGCCGUUAGUGUCUGCUCCUGAACAGCAGCCUCAUGAUCCACUUCAACGGCAGUCUCCGACAAGACUUACUCCUAUGCCUGAGCCGGAGCCUUCUAUCCAGACGGAAGAUCCCCAUCAGUUUUUCAAUAGGAUGUCGAAGAAAUUGAUGGCAUACUUCUUGAUUGGCUAA
This is a messenger RNA of Bemisia tabaci, 1194 nucleotides long. The record is from RefSeq and is a predicted model, not a curated record. Lineage: Eukaryota; Metazoa; Arthropoda; Insecta; Hemiptera; Aleyrodidae.